UCCGUCUGGGAUGCUCAACGGCCUAUUUUCGCGCGCGAAGUGUUCAGUUCAACGAUAUUUCGCGCAAUGACCGUGUCACCUGCCGCUACAGUUAGGUUGGCUGUACUCCUUGUUCUGUAUGGGGCUGUUCUCGCCGAUACAAUCUUCUCGUUGGAGGCUGGCAAGACACAUCAAGUCAAGAAAGGGCAUCACAAGAAGCAGAAACAGCACCCCAACCGAUGGCCCAAUUUAGAGGAUCGUCAUUCGCAAGAAGACCCCUGGAAUGACUCGGAAUACGCGGAGAGCGUGGCAAGCUCCGAAGAGGACGGUGACCCGUGGGACGCGUACACGUCUCUCCCCACCGUUCGCAUGAUACACAAGGGCGGGCUACUACCACCAGUGCUUGCGCACGCCACCCCGCAUAAUUUGUCCGAAGACGAGUCACUGGAGCCUGUCACCAUAUGCGGACCAGGUUGGCACGCGCCCCUCGACAAGCGCCCAUCCAGGGGACAGCGUACUCUAGAACAAAAAACUCAGAUGUCCUUUCCUGGAGUGCAGUUCUUCUUUGGCAACGUGGUGCCACCCAAUUUGGCCUCAGGGUCAUUGGCUGAUCAAGGAGACUUCGACAACUUCAAAAGCAACAAGCCGAGCGAGGAUGACGAUGCUCCUUUCAUAGUUUCGUAGAAAAUCUGUGUUAGCUAUACCAAGCCAAGAAUGUGUCGUCAGAAACGACCGAAUACACAAUCUGUAUUGAACAACCCACACUCGGAGUUGAAGUGCAAGCACACCAUUUGAAACAACUGAAAUAAAUUCAUUUA
Dermacentor silvarum is the source of this 797-nucleotide messenger RNA. RefSeq lists its product as uncharacterized. The coding region runs from base 67 to 663 and encodes 198 amino acids. The record is from RefSeq and is a predicted model, not a curated record. NCBI's taxonomy places the organism in Eukaryota, Metazoa, Arthropoda, Arachnida, Ixodida, Ixodidae. The transcript is spliced from 5 exons.